CCAAUAAAAACUACAACUAUUGAUGAGCAAAGAAGAGUAUUAAAAAUAAGAUGACGCUCCUGAUGCCAAUGCUUAACCAACUUUGGGAUAGCCAAUAAGGAGGAAAAAUAAAAAGAGAGCAAUUUUAAACCCAUAAUAGAGUACGGGACAUUGGAGUGAAGAAGAACAUAAAACAUACAUCAAUUUUCUCAAUGUACAUCGAUCAGUCAUGGAGUCCUCAGACUAAAAAAAAACCUCUAAAAUAUUUAAACUCAUGAGUGAAACAAUUGGAACAAGAAGUCCUUCAUAAUGUAGGUAUAAUUAAUUUUGCAUAUUGCGAGAUCUCAUCAUCAAAAAUUUAAUCCUUUCUCUCAUCAAGUAAAAAAGAGGUAAAAAGGGGCUGGCCGCAAGAAAAAAGAAAGUAACUCUUAGGUAGAUAAAACUAACAAUGGAUUCAUGGAAAAUGCUUGCUUUCCUUAAUUUAUGUUUUAACCUUCUGCUACCUAUUUCCCAUAAUAAUCUUUUGUAAAUAUUAAAGAAUGAGAUUAUAGGAUUUUCAGAUGAUGCAACUCCAAUAGGUUCCAAUGAUGAUGUAAUAUUUGGAUCAAAACAAUAAAGAUGAUGAAAAAUUAGUAAUAUAAGAUCCAUCUGUUUGUUUUCAUUAAUUUAUUAUGAAUCCUCAACAAAUAUAUGAUGAGAAGAACUAAUUUUACAAUUUUGGUUUUCCCCACCCUUAAUAAAUGCAAUUUAACUUUAAUUACUUUUAACAAUUGCCAAAUGAAUUUUAUGGUACCAACUCAGCUGAAAUUAUCCAAAAAGAUAAUUAAUCAGAAGAUCAAUGA
Molecule: messenger RNA, 821 nt
Organism: Paramecium octaurelia
Lineage: Eukaryota; Ciliophora; Oligohymenophorea; Peniculida; Parameciidae
Source: the annotation of a GenBank genome assembly